Messenger RNA from Lucilia sericata (common green bottle fly), 880 nucleotides. Its product is annotated as collagenase-like. The coding region runs from base 50 to 880 and encodes 276 amino acids. Gene Ontology annotation, molecular function: serine-type endopeptidase activity. NCBI's taxonomy places the organism in Eukaryota, Metazoa, Arthropoda, Insecta, Diptera, Calliphoridae. The record is from RefSeq and is a predicted model, not a curated record. The transcript has 2 exons. Gene Ontology annotation, biological process: proteolysis.
CCUACAACAAAGCAACAGUCUAGAAAUAUCAAAAUAAUAAUUAUUUUAAAUGAAGUCUUUUUUAAAUCCAAUAAAUCGAGUGGGGAUUUUAUUGUUUUUAACUAUGUUAUAUAUAAUACAUGUACAAACAUCGAAUCAACGAAUUAUAUCCGGCUCGAAAGCAGCUAUAGGGCAAUUUCCUUGGCACGUUCUUAUAAAAUUACCUGCCAAUAAUGGUGUGUGGUCAGGUGGUUCUAUUAUUUCUGAAAAUUGGGUUUUAGUAGCGGCACAUUGUAUUUCAAAUCAAGCAGAACUUUUACUGAUAUUUGGUACUAUAGAUCGUGAUCAUUACGAGAACGGUAUAAAUAUGACCUGUUCAAAAUUUUUAAUGCAUCCUGAAUAUGACAAAGUGAAUAUAAAUAAUGAUAUUGGACUCAUUGAACUACCGUCACCGUUAACAUUUACCAUAAACAUACAAGCCAUUGAUUUAGUAACUGCAGCGGAGGCUUCAGCAGCAAAUGAUUUUGUGGGCGCAGAAACUAUAAUUUCUGGAUUUGGUAAAGUAAACAACUUUAUAGGCAGUGAAUCUAACACUUUAUUAUGGGCUCAAUUAGAAGUUAUCAGUAAUAGUCGUUGUCUAGAAUUGUAUAAUAAUCCAAAACUUAUAGUGAACUCAACAUUAUGUGCGAUUGGUUGGAAUGAUACCAAUAAGUCGCCAUGUCAUGGUGAUUCUGGUGGUCCGUUAAUUUGGAAAAACAAAUCUAAUAAAUUUGUGCAAAUCGGCAUUGAUUCGUUUGUUGCUCAAUCUAUAGGUUGUGCAAGUAAAUUUCCUGCGGGUUUUACAAGAGUCUCUUCGUUUUUAGGUUAUAUUCGAAAUAUUACUGGUUUAAAUUUAGAAUAA